UGUAAUUAUUUAACUACUGACACCAACUUUAAUCUAUAAUCUUCAUCCCAGUCCUGAAUGAUUGCACAUGUCUAAGAUUAUUUGAUGACUUCUGUGUGUAUUUUGUUUUUUUAAUGCUAUAAACAGCCAAAUGUUUCAACAUCUGGAUUACAAACAUGUCUAACAUGCCAAUAUUAUAUUUAAGGUAAAGUCUCUUUAAAUUUGCUGUUUCCUCCCCAGAAGCUGAAGGCUUUGGUGUUAAUCAGACAAACAGAAACUAGCUUGAGUUCAAAAGGAAACCUUGUCAAGCUUCACGUUUUUUUUUUUCUUCAAUGAGUUGAAAUGUUGUGUGAUUACACCCACAGGCAGCAGAUGUUGUUUCUCCGUUUUCCUUCUCAUGUCUUCUUCUUCUUCUUUUUCAUCCCCCCUCGUCUUGAUACCAGCCCCCUUAUGGGUCUGGUCCUAUUCGAAAGCCUCACAAGAAUCCCUCACCUUUCCAUACGGACGUUCCUGGAAGACCUUCCUGCGCGUCCUAAAAAGAAAUCUCUUGGUGAUAUUUUAAUCCGCAAUCGGUUGUUUUCACUCAGAUAUUCGUUCGGUUUUGACGUCUGAACGGAUUUUCUACUAUAAAAUGUGCUAAGAAGUUGCGACAAGGUGGUAGCACUAAGCUAUCGCUGGGUGCGCGAGGCGAGCUGUUCACGUCGCGCGCACGGACUCGGAUCGGCGCGAGAUGCCUCACGAGCUGUCCGAAUUGAGGAAUUUAAAAAUUUAAACUCGGAUUAUUAACGGAAUCUAACGGAAUCUGACACUUCCGUUAAAACGAAGCGAAAAUGAGCCGAUGGCGUGAACGGAUAUUUUAAAUGUUGAUCUUUAAACAGAAAACAAACAAACAAACCAAAAAAACAACCUUAAAUUCUUCAGGUGAUCUUCAGUUUGACGAAUUCUUACAAGUGGAAACUUUGCUCGUGGGAAUCAAUGCGGUUUGUGUCGAAAGGACGUGCGGUCCGAAAGUCACCUAAACGGUAAGAUUCUGAGCUUCUCUGCUUGUACGUGUUCACCGUGGGACACAUCACGUUUGGCUAGGACUGAAUGAGAGUUCGGGUUCAGGCGGGUGUUUCUCUUCACACAUCAUCCCCUAACUGCUAGUAGACUCCAGAGACAGCCAAAUGGAAGACAGGCAGAGAGAUAGAGAGAGAGAUGAAGAGAGAGAGAGAGGCAUUGGGUCAGAGCUGAUACGUCUUGGGAGUGAUGCACUGGCUUUCCCUGGUUGCCAUGGUGAUUGCCUCGGCCCUGUUCUUCCCUCAACCCAGUGUGCCCAGGCUUGUUGCUGCGACAAUGGAGCCUGGCAACAACUUCAGCACCAGAUCACCGGUAAACCCAAUCUCCAAAUACAGCGAUUCUCACACGGAAUAUAUGUCAAGCGAUAAAAAAGCAGCAAAAAAAUUACCUCACAGGACGGCAGAUACCCACAUUCAAACCGAUCUCACAGUUAGCAACACAUCUUCAUUGAUAAAUGAGGACUUUGUGCCUGAAAGAAGGCAAUACAAGAAGGCAAAGCUAGGCAAGAUUGACCUCGGGUUGCAAACUUCAAGCAAACUUCAAGAACGUCACAUUUCCAAUGAGAACCACAUACUUAGGGACUUUAAAUCAAGAGAUGGUCAAUUUCAGGAGGAUGGCAAGGUAGAAACUCAGAUUGAAGCAGACAGGACUAAAGACAUUGGGUUGAAUAGAAAAAACGAGGAGGUGUCCAUGGAAAGAUUUAAAGAGUGGCCAAGGGACCUGCACCCUACAGACAAGCCUACAAUCAAGGAGGAUCUGAGGGAGCUGACUGAUGGAACAAGAGGAAACACAUUAACCACAAUGCCCACGGUGUCCCCCGAGGGCUUAGGAUUGGGCUUAGAUGGACUCUUACAGGUGGACGAUGAUCUUUUGCUGCUGGACACAAACCCUCGAGUGCUGUUUUCCACUUCCCCUUCGCCUCCCAAACAUCCUCCUUUGCAGAUAAUGCUGGAAUUGGGGCUCAUGCCCGAGCAACGUGAAGAACAUGAAGUGGAUGACAAGGAGUUAAAGAAGGGCAAAGAUGGAGAAUCCUACAGGAACCUCCUGCUGGAUUUAUCAGACUCAUCAGAGCAUGCAACUCCAUCCCCACACCGUAGAAAGAGGCAGCUUGCACACACGCCCAUCGAGCGCUCGGUUUGCGAGUCUACAAGCAGCUGGGUAAUGGACCGGCGAACGGCUUUUGACUUGCACAUGCAAAACGUCACCGUACUGGAGAAGUUUCCUACCAAGAAGGGCAUGAUGACUCAGUACUUCUACGAGACCCGGUGUCGCGGGCCGGAUCACCGCGGAGUGCGUGCCGGGGAGCAUGGAGUAGCUGGAGCUGGCUGCCUUGGUGUGGACAAACGCCACUGGGUGAGCGAGUGUCAGACCAAGCAGUCAUACGUGAGAGCAUUCACAUCGGACAACAUCAGGGGAACAGGAUGGAGGUGGAUCCGCAUUGACACAUCCUGCGUAUGCGUGUUGUACUCGAGGACACAAAGGAACCGAGCCUCAACCACACGUCAGGGGACGAGAUGAGUGUAAGACGGAGAACAAUCAAGCAAUAUACACUCACCUUUUUAUGGUCUUGCUAACAGGUACAAAGUGCCUUAUAGCUCAUUACGUGGACUGUAGCCUAUCACAUCUACUACAUCCAUCAGUGUAAAGGGAUCGGCAUGAAAGCAAGUGUUUGUUAGAUAUUUCUGUGGUUUUGACGUGGGAGUGUGAGUGGUGCAGGUAUGAGUGGAUAAGCUGCAGCAGCGACGUUGGUGUUCUUCUUGUUGUUGGGGGUUUAAUCACCGCAUAAUCUCUGCUGGGAUAAAAAAAGUGUCUGUUAUCUAAAAAUCUUGUUAUCCAACUACAGUUUCAGCAAACUGAAACCGGUAAAGGAUGGAGGUUGAUAAACUUAUACUGUACAUGGAAUGUGUGGGCUCUAGUCCUUAUCUACAUCUACAUGGUGAGGUCUGUGUAAAUCUGUGUAUGUGCAUCAUGUGUAUGGGUUUAGUUUAUGGGGUUACAAGUGACCUUUGCAUCAUGCACUCCGCUGUGCCGUUGUACAUGAUAAGCAAUGGGUUUACCUGCAGUUCAACUCUGUAGUGGAUUUGUACCUGUCACACUGGCAGCCAUUUUGCACCCUCAUUGAAAUCGCUCUAUACUGGUCUUUUGUUUCUACUUUGCUCCGGUGUAACGUAAUACUGACACAACAAGACAAAUUGAAAACAACCUGUCAAAAAAGAACUGCUGUAGUGAAUCGUAUUGCAUUACAGUCUGUAAUGUUGGAAUGAACCUAAAACGAUCUUGCUCUUGAUAUCUGCUGCCUAGUUUUAAAAGCUUAAAGGGCUUAAAAAUCCCGAGUCUCACUCACACCACCACCUCUCACACCUAUUGGUAGUCUUCAUAUGGCUUUGCUUCUCGUUUGCGUAAACUUUGUUGUGUAACCUGCCCUGAACACUUACACCAGUA
Molecule: messenger RNA, 3480 nt
Organism: Tachysurus fulvidraco (yellow catfish)
Lineage: Eukaryota; Metazoa; Chordata; Actinopteri; Siluriformes; Bagridae
Exons: 4
Coding region: 1228-2556 (442 amino acids)
Biological process (GO): regulation of neuron differentiation; memory; cell surface receptor protein tyrosine kinase signaling pathway
Molecular function (GO): growth factor activity; nerve growth factor receptor binding
Source: RefSeq, a predicted model, not a curated record